Messenger RNA from Mitosporidium daphniae, 888 nucleotides. RefSeq lists its product as uncharacterized. NCBI's taxonomy places the organism in Eukaryota, Fungi, Microsporidia. Gene Ontology annotation, biological process: protein folding in endoplasmic reticulum. The transcript has a single exon. Gene Ontology annotation, molecular function: FAD binding; protein-disulfide reductase activity; thiol oxidase activity. The record is from RefSeq and is a predicted model, not a curated record. The coding region runs from base 1 to 888 and encodes 295 amino acids. Gene Ontology annotation, cellular component: endoplasmic reticulum membrane; endoplasmic reticulum.
AUGCACACCUCCGUUUCGACGCACUUGUCGUACAAGUAUUUUAACGAAAGCUCCGGGCUAUUUGAGCCGAACAUUUUUGAGUACCAGCAUCGAGUGGGAUUAUAUCCCGAAAGAAAAGCAAAUUUUUUCCUAACUUUUGUGGUGUUGUUCAGAGCUAUCCAAAAAAUCAGCCCAAUUAUUCACUCCAAUUACGAUUUUCGACUGAAGGAGUCACCUGAUGAUGAGCAAAAGACUAAAGAUAUCUUCCAGAAGAUCUCAAAGCUUUCGUUGAAAUGCCCAAACCUUUUCAAUGAAAAAUUGCUAUUUAACACAAAAAGCAAUCCAGAUGCCCUUCUUUUGAAGCAAUCGCUCAGGGACCAUUUUCAGAAUAUAUCGCGGAUUUUGGAUUGUGUUGGGUGCCAACGGUGCCGUCUUUGGGGCAAAAUCCAAAUCAUUGGAUUGGGAACAGCCUUAAAGAUCCUAUUUUCGUAUCCGGAAGAUAUCACCAAAUGUUCUCUUUCUCGCGUGGAGCUCGUUGCACUGUACAAUACGCUUGGAAAAUAUUCGGAGACUCUAUUUUUCAUCCAAAGGCUCGAUAGUUUGGUGGCCGAAUCCGGUGUUUCUGGAGAAAAAACAGAAGCACCUACAUCUUGGAAUGACGUGGCAUUUUCUUGUCUUUUGGCUUUUAUUUUUGCACUUUUGUUAUUGGUUUUUUGCAGUUGUUUAUACAUUCGAUAUAGAAAAGGGGCAAUCAAAGCGUGUUCCCUCUCUUGUUCAUCCGAAUCUGCCGAAAACUCGAUUUAUGCUUUAAAUGAAAAUUCCCCAUUGAAAACACAUGGUUCCACGGGAAGACUCCAGAAAAGACUGAAUAGGAGCACAGGGUCUCUUUUUGAAGAAGAAGAAGAAUAA